Messenger RNA from Lotus japonicus, 2075 nucleotides. RefSeq names its product pentatricopeptide repeat-containing protein At1g08070, chloroplastic-like. Gene Ontology annotation, molecular function: RNA binding; protein binding. The record is from RefSeq and is a predicted model, not a curated record. The coding region runs from base 13 to 1902 and encodes 629 amino acids. The transcript has a single exon. Gene Ontology annotation, biological process: RNA modification. NCBI's taxonomy places the organism in Eukaryota, Viridiplantae, Streptophyta, Magnoliopsida, Fabales, Fabaceae.
CACCAAAGAGACAUGCUUCCAUUGUCUCUUCACUUCACCCAGAAGUUCAAACAUUGCUAUCUUCUUCCCUUUCGCUCUUCGUGUUCCAUAGUUGAUCACACUCCUACCACCUUCACAAACCUCUUACAGGGCCACAUUCCGCGUUCUCAUCUUCUCCAAAUCCAUGCACGCAUUUUCCAACUCGGCGCACACCAAGACAAUCUCCUCGCUACGCGCCUCAUUGGCCACUACCCACCUCGCAUUGCUCUCAGGGUCUUUCACUAUCUACACAAUCCAAACAUCUUCCCUUUCAACGCCAUCAUCAGAGUCCUCGCUGAACAGGGUCACGUUUCCCAUGUCUUCUCACUGUUCAACGAUUUGAAGCACCGUGUACUUGCACCCAAUGACUUCACCUUCUCUUUUCUCCUUAAGGUUUGCUUUCGGUCCAAAGAUGCUCGUUGUGCUGAACAGGUUCAUGCCCACAUUCAGAAGAUGGGUUAUCUCAAUGACCCUUCUGUUAGUAAUGGGUUGGUUGCAGUGUAUGCUAGAGGCUUUCGUAAUGUGGUGUUUGCACGUAAAGUGUUUGAUGAAAUUCCUGAUAGAAGUGAAGUUACAUGCUGGACUUCUUUGAUCACUGGUUAUGCUCAGUCUGGUCAUGGUGAGGAGGUUUUGCAGCUUUUCCACAUGAUGGUUAGGCAGAACUUGCGUCCCCAAAAUGAUACCAUGGUUAGUGUUUUAUCAGCUUGCUCUAGCCUUGAGAUAUCAAAAAUUGAGAGAUGGGUUUACUUUCUUUCAGAAUUGAUUGAUGAUAGCACGAGUAAUGGAGAAAGCUGUCAUGAUUCGGUUAACACGGUUUUAGUCUAUUUGUUUGGGAAAUGGGGGAAUGUUGAGAAGAGUAGAGAAAGGUUUGACCGAAUUUCUGCUGCAGGAAAAAGAGGUGUGGUUCCUUGGAAUGCUAUGAUAAGUGCAUAUGUUCAGGAUGGUUGCCCUGUGGAGGGUUUAAGUCUUUUUCGGAUUAUGGUAAAAGAAGGAACCACUAGACCUAACCACGUUACAAUGGUUAGUGUCCUGUCAGCCUGUGCUCAAAUUGGUGAUUUGAGUCUUGGCAAAUGGGUUCAUGAAUACCUUAUAUCCAUAGGACAUAAAGGUAACAUUGGUUCAAACCAAAUUCUGGCGACAUCUUUAAUUGACAUGUAUUCUAAAUGUGGCAGAUUGGAUAGGGCAAAGGAAGUUUUUGAGCAUGCAGUCUCCAAAGAUGUUGUCUUGUUUAAUGCAAUGAUCAUGGGUCUUGCUGUAAACGGUGAAGGAGAGGAUGCAUUGAGACUCUUCUACAAAAUGCCAGAAUUUGGCUUGCAACCCAAUGCUGGAACAUUUCUUGGUGCUCUGAGUGCAUGCAGUCACUCUGGGUUCUUGGAGAGAGGACGUCAGAUUUUCAGAGACAUGAGCUUUUCCACUUCUCUUACAUUGGAACAUUAUGCUUGUUACAUUGAUCUCCUUGCAAGAGUGGGAUGCAUUGAAGAAGCUAUUGAAGUUGUGACUUCCAUGCCUUUCAAGCCUAACAAUUUUGUCUGGGGUGCUCUGCUUGGAGGUUGUUUGCUCCACUCUAGAGUUGAGUUGGCUCAAGAGGUUUCGAAGAGGCUUGUUGAAGUAGACCCAACUAGUUCUGGAGGCUAUGUUAUGUUAGCUAAUGCACUUGCUUCUGAUAGGCAAUGGAAUGAUGUCUCAGCACUGCGGUUGGAAAUGAGAGAGAAGGGCAUCAAGAAGCAGCCAGGAAGUAGCUGGAUUAGUGUGGAUGGAGUUGUACAUGAAUUUCUUGUUGGCUAUUUGUCUCAUCCUCAAAUUGAGGGCAUUUAUCUUACAUUGACUGGAUUGGCGAAGCAUAUGAAAGCACCAAGCCAUUGUCAAUCAGUGAGCUGUUACUAGAUAGAAGAAUGCAAGGGAUAAGUAACUCUAGACCAAUAAUUUUGUUAAUGAAAAUGCAUGAAAGAAGUGGAUAUAAUUCAAAACGCAUUUUGAUUUUAUUUUCUUUGUAAGAACGUGAGAUUUAAUUAAUGAUUUAUAUAUACAUUUUCAAAUAUUUUCCUUUGUAACAAAAA